This is a messenger RNA of Venustampulla echinocandica, 1641 nucleotides long. Its product is annotated as Tryptophan synthase beta subunit-like PLP-dependent enzyme. Gene Ontology annotation, molecular function: threonine synthase activity; pyridoxal phosphate binding. Lineage: Eukaryota; Fungi; Ascomycota; Leotiomycetes; Helotiales; Pleuroascaceae. Gene Ontology annotation, biological process: L-threonine biosynthetic process. The coding region runs from base 1 to 1641 and encodes 546 amino acids. The transcript is spliced from 4 exons. The record is from RefSeq and is a predicted model, not a curated record.
AUGGCUUCACAUACCCCGUCACAAAGAUACCUCAGUACUCGGGGAGGCUCCUAUGGACUCUCCUUCGAGGAAGUUGUCCUCAAAGGCCUCGCGCCUGACAACGGAUUAUUUAUCCCUCAAGUCAUUCCAACUCUACCAUUAAACUGGCAGAAAGACUGGCUUAAUCUAUCCUUCGAAGAGCUUGCAUUCCAAAUAUUCAGCCUCUACAUUUCGCCCGCCGAAAUCCCGUCCGCCGCACUUAAGGACAUUAUACACAAGUCGUAUGCGACUUUCAGGGUGCCGAGCGUAACACCCACGGUAACGCUAGAUAGCGACAGGAAGAUUCAUUUACUGGAGUUAUUCCAUGGCCCGACGUUUGCGUUCAAGGAUGUGGCGUUGCAAUUCUUGGGUAAUCUGUUCGAGUACUUCCUUGUUAGGCGAAAUGAGGGAAAGACCGGGAAAGAUCGCGAGCACUUAACAGUCGUCGGAGCCACAAGCGGUGAUACUGGAUCAGCCGCGAUAUACGGCUUGAGAGGCAAGAAAGAUGUUUCGGUGUUCAUCAUGUAUCCGACUGGGAAGGUUAGCCCGGUACAGGAAGCGCAAAUGACGACAGUAACGGAUGAGAAUGUCCACUGUUUAAGCGUCGAUGGGACGUUUGAUGAUUGUCAAGAUUUCGUGAAGGCCCUCUUUGCCGACCCCUUGACAAAUACAACAAUGAAGCUGGCCGCGGUCAACUCUAUCAAUUGGGCCCGGAUUUUAGCACAGAUAACAUAUUACUUUGCAUCCUACUUUUCGCUAAUCCGCUCUGGCAUAUUGAAUCCCUCGACGAGUGAUAUCCGGUUUGUUGUCCCUACAGGGAACUUUGGGGAUGUUCUGGCCGGAUACUUUGCAAAGCGAAUGGGCCUCCCGAUGUCGAAACUCAUUAUCGCCACAAACGAGAACGACAUCCUCCACCGCUUCUGGAAGACUGGUGCCUACGAGAAGUCUGCUGUUCAUGGUGCUGCCGCAGAGGGUGGCCUGGUAGAAGAUGGUGUCGAGGCGCAUACCGAAGGCGUGAAAGAGACGUUGUCCCCAGCGAUGGAUAUUCUCGUGAGUAGCAACUUUGAGCGGCUAUUAUGGUUCAUCGCGUAUGAUGUCUACGGCUCCGAUACGAUGGCUGUAGAGGAUAAAACACAAGCGGCAGGCCUGAAAGUCAAGGAGUGGCAGGCGAGCCUUAACACAAAAGGAGGGUUUAGCGUAGAGAAGAGAGUGCUUGAUGCGGCAAAGGCGGAUUUUGCGUCGGAGCGGGUUUCGGAUGCGGAGACGGCAGCCACCAUUCGGGAUGUUUACAGAUGGCCCAGCACUCCAGGCUCGAAAGGCUACAUCCUAGACCCGCAUUCUGCUAUUAGCGUGACUGCCGCACUGCGAUCAGCCAAGGAGACGCCGGGCGUGGAUAAUGUGGCCCUAUCAACGGCACACCCAGCCAAGUUUAGUCAUGCUGUAGAAAUGGCACUAGAGAAGGAGGAGGGGUUUCAGUUCAAAGAUGUGUUGCCCUUGGAAUUUGUUGGACUAGAGGAUCUUCCAAAAAGACUUACACAUGUACAAAAGAGCUCCGGGUUAGACGGCAUAAGAAAGAUUAUCGUGGACAAGGUGGAAAAGGAGUUAAAUAGAACAAAUGUAUAA